CCCUGACUCCUCCCACACCCCCUCUUCCGCUGCCGGCGUGGGACGGGCCGCGCUGCGCGUGGGGUUGCCAUGGGGACGAACGCGCGCCGCCGCCGCUGCCGCCAGGCCGCGCCGGGCUCGGGCGCCUGGAAACCGCUCCUCCUCCCGGAGGCCGCCCUCCGGUUACCAUGGCGCAGGACGCUGACAGCUGCGACCCCAUCGGAACCAUCCUAAUCCAGGUCCAUGAAGACCUUUAUCAGUUAAAGGAGAAAUUAACAAAUUUCCCUCUUGAGGAAAAAGGAGAGGCUCUAAACAUUCAGAACCUUGAAACUGCAAUCAAAAGGACUGAAAUGGGGCUAAGAAUUCACAUUGAGAAGUAUUUAAAUGUUGUAAACCAUCAUGUGUUAACAACUCCUGUUAAUGACGAUAAUUUAUAUUCUCCUCACACUUCCAGCUGGUUGCUUCCAGCUGUAAUUGAUCAGAAAUCAUUUGUUUUCCCUCUAGAAUCUGAGGGUAAACUUUGGCAAACUCAAAGACAGCAUGGUACAUUUCCACAUGCCUUUCCAAAAAUAAAGGUGAAGGUUCAGAAGUUAAUAAAAGGGUCUACAAUAGCCAACCUCACGGUUCCACCAACUUCUCACCGCACAGAUCCCUACUUCACCCCCAUACCUGUCCCACAAGCAGAUGCCAGGAAAGGGAUUUUGAGUAUGAUAGAACGAGGGCUGAUUCCACCAACAGCAAGGAUUACCUUUCAGAACCCACCCAUUAUACCAAGAGCAGCCCCUCUGCAUAAUUUGGAUGAAGCACAUAAGAUUCCAACUGCCGCCCCUUUCACUAUACCUCAGAAACCACAGCUGAUUCCAGUGGAAGCAACGAAGUUCUCUCCCAAGAAACGAAGAUCACAGGGGAAAGGCAAAAGGUCAAGAGGACAUCAUGAUAGGAAGAUCAUGAAAGUCACAACACCUCUGACAGCUGUGAAAUCACCAUGGGAUUAUGACUUUUUUAUUUAUAAUGGUGUCAUAGAUAAGACAUCCACGGACUUCUUAGCAUUCAAAGAACAUUUUCAUUUAUCUUGGGGAAGUAUUUUUUCUCUGUUGGAACACGUAGAGAAGUUUCUCAGGGACUAUGCAAUACCAGAAGUUAAAAUAAAAGGGAACAAUUUGGUAGCCUUCCUUCCAGAGUUUGAGCUGAAGCAUAGACUUACCAGAUAUGACUUCCUCUCACUGUUAGAGAACCCAAUUCACAUCCAGAUGAUGUUAAAUAUUCCGGGGCAAAGGUACAAGGGCCAAGAUGGAAGGUCAGAGGCUGCCAACAAGAUCCAAGCCACAUGGAAGUGCUUCAAAGCAAGAAAACUCUUCCUCAUUUAUCGCCAGCAGAAGUGGGCAUCAGGUGUGAUUGCCAUUGCAUGGCUCUUACAUUGCCAUAAGACCCGAGUGAAGAAGAUCCUGAAGGAAUCACGUGAGAGACACCUGGAGAAUUUCCGUAUUCGAGCCAAGCAUCUGGCAGCCAACUGGAAUCGCAUCAGGACCUCCAGGAGGACUAUUAUCCAUAUCCCAUCAUUAGGAUAUUCUCUUCCUGUGCGAAAAAAUAUUGACGACUUCAACAUACAGCAGAACAUGCAGCUGGGGAGGCUGUGUGACAUCUUAGAUGCCAAUGUGAGUGUCAUCUACAUCUGCUCCCAUCAGAUGAACGACGAGUUACUGCUAUAUUAUAAUAAAAUCCUGAGUCUACAGGCAGCUGUCAAAUCGGGGAACCUUGAGGACAGAAGUGACCUGCAGGACAGGUUCAAAAUUAUCACCCCUGAAGCUAUAAACAUCUUCCCUAAGCAUCAUAUGUGCCUGGCCACUUACCUGAUGUACAGUCCCAAGGCAAUCAAAAGAAUAAAAAAUCUCAUCCAAGGAAAAGAGACCUACAUCGUCAGCGGGCUCCUCCACAGAGAUGAUUUGGCCGUGGCAGAUAUGUUAAACAUACCCAUCCUGGGUCCAGAGCCUGAAAUAGCUCAUCUUUAUAGUAGCAAGUCAGGAAGCAAAUGGGUCUUUGACAGUGCUGAUGUGCCAGUCCCUCCUGGAGUAUAUGGCAUCUAUCGUCACCAACAGAUGCUAGAGCAGCUGGGUCAGCUGGUCAUAGAUCACCUGGAAAUCCAGCGCUGGCUCUUUAAAAUGGACUAUGAGUUUAGAGGAAACGGGACUGCAUUUUGUGACAUUCCUUCCCACCUGGAGUGCUAUGACUGGUUCCUAAAGGAGAGGAGCAGAUACGGCUAUGAGGACUGGAGGAAGAAAUGGGCACAGGAGCCAGCUUUGGUGAAGAUCUCCGAGGAGCUGGCGGGCAUUUUAGCACAGCACGCACAGCCAGUCAAUGAGAAACGGUUCCCGACGUGGAGGAAAUUCCUCCAAACAUUUCUCAGUCAAGGAGGCACAAUGGAAGCAUACCCACCUGUAGAAAGUGUCACCAACCUGACGGUGGAUAUGCUGAUAGAACCCAAUGGAGAAAUCAGAGUGCUGUCAACGGGGGACCAGCUUCAUGCAGAAGGCCCCUUCAUCUCUUCUGGUACCACCGUGCCUCAGACUUCGGUGGAUCCCCAAGUUCUCACCUCUUUGUGCCUCAAAAUCGGAAAUGCUUGUAAAAUGAGAAAUGUGGUUGGUUACUUUUCUGUAGACCUGGUGACAUUCAUUGAUCCAAGCACCAUGGGACAGCAGGUGUGGGCAACAGGUCUCAGCCUCUCAUACAGUGACCAGCUGGCCCUUACUCAGCUCACCUUAUACCUGACCGACGGCCAUCUGGAUUGCAGUUUGAGCACCCUGAAACUGCCCUGCUUUGUUCCCAAGAAAGAGAAGAAAAUGAGCUGCCUUAAUGCCCUCUCAGUACCGUUGCCAGCAACCAGUCGCUAUGCAGUGAUGACCACCCAGCUGAAACAUGACAAUCUAUCCCUGGUUUUCCACUAUGUUUUCCUCCAAAUGUGUAAAGCCCAUGGCAUCGGCUAUGACAUUGAGGAGAGACAAGGAACUGUUUUUAUAUUAUAUGAACACCUGAAGAGAAACAAGUUGGGAAUGUUAACAAUCGGUGAAGAUCUCCAGGGGGUCCUCAUGACCUUUGCUCGAAAUCUCUUCAUCAUCCAUCAAGAAAUAUCAGCACCUAAUAUGCAAGGCGAGACCAAUUUUAAGACUGCCAUUGAUGACAUUGAAGCCAUUCUAGGAGUAACAGAGGAAAACAAAAUAAGAUUUGAAGAAGAGCUAAAACAGUCCAAAGAUGAUAAAAACCUCUCUAAACCUGAUAAAUGA
Molecule: messenger RNA, 3257 nt
Organism: Nyctereutes procyonoides (raccoon dog)
Lineage: Eukaryota; Metazoa; Chordata; Mammalia; Carnivora; Canidae
Gene: IQCH
Product: IQ motif containing H
Exons: 21
Coding region: 168-3257 (1029 amino acids)
Molecular function (GO): protein binding
Source: RefSeq, a predicted model, not a curated record